AUGGUCAAGGCCGAGGCUGGGCUAGCGGCGGCGCCGAGCUCGAUCGCCCACGCGCUUUAUGUCUUGCUGCUCGCGCUCGCGGGCGACGCGGAUCUCGCGGCCGCCGUCGCCAAGAGCGCUGCGCAUCAACCAGGCUUGGUCGCUUGGAUCGCGCUGCAUCGCGCUCUUCUUCUGGCAGCGAGGUCGUCCAAGGCAUCCCAAGGGCCUCACUUUGCAAGCGUCGUGCUCGAGUUUGACGGCUUCAACGACCACGUCGCCGCGGUCGUCAAGACGGGACAGAACACACUGUCCGCCAAGGCGAGCUUCCUCGGAGCGUCCGAGCUCGAGAAGAUCCGGAUGGCGAUCCUCGUGUCCAACGUAGCGAUCGAGGUCGUCCGUGGAAGGCGCCACCAACGGGCGCCAACCCUUUAG
Molecule: messenger RNA, 411 nt
Organism: Saprolegnia parasitica CBS 223.65
Lineage: Eukaryota; Oomycota; Saprolegniomycetes; Saprolegniales; Saprolegniaceae
Exons: 2
Coding region: 1-411 (136 amino acids)
Source: RefSeq, a predicted model, not a curated record